This is a messenger RNA of Uranotaenia lowii, 4070 nucleotides long. Its product is annotated as RING finger and SPRY domain-containing protein 1-like. Gene Ontology annotation, molecular function: ubiquitin-protein transferase activity; protein binding. The transcript is spliced from 7 exons. Gene Ontology annotation, cellular component: cytoplasm. Bases 1011 to 2720 code for a protein of 569 amino acids. NCBI's taxonomy places the organism in Eukaryota, Metazoa, Arthropoda, Insecta, Diptera, Culicidae. The record is from RefSeq and is a predicted model, not a curated record.
CCAAUCCAAUUUUUCAUCAGUUUCAUUGAAGAAAAAGUCUCGCUCGGUUGUGUCAUCGUGGAAUACGCGCACGCAGCAAGUAAUAUCGUAAAUAUUGAAAAUUCACCGAGUAGGGAAAUACAGCAGAACAUUUCCACAUAUCGGAACGGGAACGGUGUAGGGCGUCGAUUAUUUUCGGAUACGCGGAUUUGGUGUGACAAUUCCCGACGGUCGUCGAGUCAUCAAAUCGUCAGACAUCGUCCAGUUUUUUACAGGAACGCGAUCCACGAAAGUUUCAACUGGUGGUGGAACCUUUUAGUUAAACUGGCCUGUUUGGAUCUCUCAUUUUCCGGAUGUAAUCCGAAUAAUUAAGUUUAAUUUAACCACAAGAAUUGGUAAAAAUUGGAAGUUUUUUUUCCUCCUUUCUAAAAAAUUGGUGUGGCCAAGUCUUGUUUUGUGCAAAUUGCUUAUGUGUCUGUGUACUAUGUUGGGAAUGAGCUAAUCGAAGUGGCUUUAGCUAAUCUUCCCCUGAGCCAUCGAGAAUCGAGACACCACAGCGCCAACGUAACAAUAAUAAUUGGCCACUAUUGGCAGAAGUGGGUAAGUUCCUGGGAAAUUUUCCCGAACCGAUAAGAGCCAAGUGGAGUCGUGAGCCAAUUGAAGCAGCUGGAGACCAAUCCGGGAAGGGCUGUUUCCAGAUUGACUUGAAGGACGGUCACAUAAUCUCCGACUAUACGGUGACGACUCAAGAGUGUUUGUAUUACUGUUAUUUUUUUUUGCUGUCGUCGAGUGCCUGUGAUGUGAUCAAGCUUCUCGCAAAUCUUUCAAGGAGUGGAAAGGUGAAAUCAACGCAAGAAGAAAGUGGCACACAGCUUACUAGCUAGCCGAAAACAAAAAGAGAAAUCGCAAUCGAAUCGUCGAAGAUUCCGCAAUGUUUAUCUAUGGGAGCGGGUAAUGUACGCAGCAAAAGUAGAAGUGCGGUUUUGACGUAUCCGGAUAAUAAGAGGUGGAUUAAGUGAAAAAUAACAAGAAUGGGAGUCUGUCUGUGCAAGGACAAGGUGGAGGAAGGCUACCUGAAUGGGGAUAGUCGGGAUUCGUAUGCGGCCAGUGGGAACGAAAGUGGCGGAGAUGGCCAGAACCAGCACCAUCAUGGUCAUCAUCAUCACCACCACCAUCAUCUGGGGCGAGGGGGUGGUGGAGGACCCGGUGGAAUGGCCGGCAGUGGUGGGGUACGGUUUUGUAGCCGGAUGGACCACCGGAAGGUUUCGCUAUCCGACCAAGUGGACGAGCUGGUCAAGGAAACGCUGGACAUCAUUGGAUCGAUCGUGGACAAUGAACCGGAGCCCCCGAACUCGAUGAUUCUGCUUCACGAUAUCACCGACAAACCAUCCGGCUGGAUCCAGCUGGUCAAAUCGCUAAUCCGGGUGGUGCCGCUAGAGCAUCCGAUGGGGCCGAGCGUAAUUACCCUGCUACUCGACGACAGUCCGCUGCCGACCAAGGAUUCCGUACUGGAGGUCGCUGACAUGAUAACGCACUCCAUCCGACGAACGCCCAAAAGGGAGCGAAAUUUGUGCGUGAUUCUCGGAUGUUUAGCGGAAAAGCUAGCCGGCCCCAGCAGUAUAGCGGUCCUGUCGGACGUCACACUGGGCUAUUUGCUCGGAAAUUUGGAUGAAGGUAUCAAUCCCGAUGUAAUGCUGUUCUCGUUAAUCGCUCUGGAGAAGUUUGCUCAAACCAGCGAAAACAAGGCAACAAUUAAGCGCAAGCUGGCCCUGUACCCGGAAAAUCCACUAUCACGACUGGAGCGACAUGCUGAUAGCAAGGAGUUUAUCUUUCGGCAAGUGGGUUUCUGUGCUCGGUGGUGUUUGGACAACUACUUUAUCAUAGAGGGCCGCAAAUACUCGUACGAGGUGGCCGAUGUGGCCAACGUGAACGUCAUGCUGAACACUCGGGACGUGAGCGAGUAUCUGAAGAUUUCUCCGGACGGUUUGGAGGCCCGUUGUGAUGCGUAUUCGUUCGAGAGUGUCCGGUGCACGUUCCAGGUCAACCAGGGCUGCUGGUACUACGAGGUGCUAAUCAUCACCCCCGGGGUGAUGCAGAUCGGAUGGGCCACCAAGGAUUCCAACUUCCUGAGCCACGAAGGGUACGGCAUUGGGGACGAUGCGUAUUCGAUAGCGUUCGAUGGCUGUCGCAAGUUGAUCUGGCACAAUGCUCGCUCGAUGCCGCACGAUUUGCACAUCUGGAAGGGUGGCUCGGUUUUGGGCUGUUUGUUGGAUCUGGAUGCCAGGGAAGUGAUCUUCAGUUUGGAUGGUGCCGAGGGUGGGGUUUUGAAGCAAGUAUUUGGCAGUGCAAAGGAUGGUUUCUUCGCGGCGGCCUCGUUUAUGUCGUUCCAACAGUGUCGGUUCAAUUUUGGUGCUACUCCCUUCGUGUAUCCUCCCAAGAAUCGUCAGUACAAAAGCUUCAACGGUCACGCCGAGAUGAAGGAUCAGGAUAAGAUCGUUUUGCCGAGGCAUCUUUUCCUGGAGCAGUUGCGCAAGUUGAGCGUGCGCGAAGAUUCCUGUACCUUGUGUUUCGAUAUGAAGGCUUCGAUUCGAUUAGAACCGUGCAAACAUCGCGGAUUCUGUACCAAUUGCGCCGCUCAACUUCAGUUCUGCCCGAUGUGUCGUGCAGAAAUCGUUAGUACGGUACAGGAAGAAGCAACUCCAGACAGUCCGGGGUCGGAUGAAGUCAUCGAGACGACCUGAUAGCGGCAACAAUCCUCGAUAGGAGUUGAUGAAGUUAAUCAGUUUUAAGCUAAGAAAAUAAUAAUAGGUAGUACGAAGGCCGCAUUCCUCCGACCGAAUACUCGAGCAAGGUAUCGACAUCGAUAGUAAAAUCUACCGAGGCGAAUAAAAGUCCAUUGCGGUGGACUUACAUCUUUCAUAAAGCGAUUUUUUUUCGAAGAGUUUUUACUAUGAAUGUCGAUAGGCUCUAUGUGGGUGUAGUAGGUAUAUCUAAAAAAAACAACAAUGAAUGAACGUUUCAAAUCUGUUUGAAUCGUGAACGAAAUACAGAAUAUAAGCAAAAAAAUAUUUGUGAUAAUAAAACAAACUAUAGAUAAGGAAAAGCUUACUCGUCUAAGCUUAUAGUCGUUGUGCACUGAUUGACCGAACACAUCAGAUAGGAACUGAAAGUUUGCCAUUUAAAAUACUAUUUAUGUUUCUCACUGCUCGAGAUCGUUACGUACUUAAGCGUAGAAGAGAAAACCAAAAAAAAAAUCGAAAAGCAAGUGCGUAUUCAGAAAAAAAACACUGUAGGUAGUGUGACUCCUCGAAAGUUUUCGUUUUAACCGUUGUUUUUUCUACAGAUGGCCUGCAGUCGUCUUCCGAAAUCCAAAACAAGAUUGUUUGAGUAGGGAUAAUAUUACCGUACUUUUAUUUUCACAGAAAGCUCAUACAAAUCGUAGGAAAUCUUUUUAAACCCUAAGUUAAACCUAACAAUCGUUUUUACUGAUUAGAUAGCAGCAAUGUAAAUCUUCAAACAAACACUAGCCUUAUUUUAUAUCAACUUUAUAUUGCCUCGUAUAAAAAUGAAUCAAUAACGGUUUUAGUUAGCGUCCUAUCAAAGAACCGCUGAAAAAGAUAACAUUUGAUAUUACAUUGAGUAACAAAGCAAAAACAGUUUCAUACAUUGCUUAAUCAGAGUAUUUUGAACAUGGAGAGUUAAGAGAGUAUCAAACAAAAUCCGACAUAGAAAUGAUGGAACAAUUGUACGAAAUCGAAAUGACUGAUAUACCUAUUUUUGUACGGAGCGAACAGAAGAUAAAUGAUUGAAGAAAAACCCUAUAUGUAUAGAACAAGAAUUGAUAAAUAGCUUUAAGCUUCGGAGGCGAAUAAAAUGCAGAAAAGUACACACCAGACAUAACUAACACACAUACAAUCCAUUUUGUAACUCAUUCGGAAUGAUAAAAGGGAGAUAAUGUUAUACAUCCAUAAAAAGAACAUACAGAUCAUGCGGAUUACUGCAGCAGUUUGUUUUUGUCGGGAAUGAGAAUUAGUUAAAUUAAUUCGACAAAAUUCGACAGUGAAUCAUCAGUGACGUUAUCAGAAAUAUAU